AUGGUGACGACUUUCGGUGAUCUCCCGGUAGAGAUCCGCGAGGCCAUCUAUCAGCACACGCUUGAAGACACGCCCGAGGUCUGGGUUCUUAGCCAACGCAAGGACGACGCGGAAUGGCCACCCGCGCCACAUGUCCUCACGGGCUUCCCCACGAUUAUGCGUAUAUGCUACGAGUCGCGCGCCGUGGCGCUCAAACAUGUCAGACUCGCCAAGCUGCCGCUUGAGAAUGGCUCUCAGCUGCUCGUUCCCUGUCGAAAGUUCCGUCCUGAGUUCGACUAUAUGUACGCGGAUAGCCCUCUGGAGGCCUUGACUGUAAGGAUCCUACCAGAUCAUCCGACCGUGAUAUUCCGGAGCGUCCAGCACAUGGCCUUCCCUGCAGACGCCGUGAUCAGAAAUUGGAAGUCUCUCUACCGCCACUUUCGCAAGUUCACCACGCUGAAGGACGUGUCGAUCGUGUUUGGGCCGCACUACGGCCCUUCACCUGGCUGGCUUGAGGAUGAAGAAGAUGAGCCUUCGCUCGGCUUCGGGGGCCAUUGUGGCCAUUAUCGGCUGACGAAAUGUCCCGAAGCAGGUCUGCGGCUCCGCGUAGACUCCCAAACGACCACCCCGGCCAAGAAGACGAUUGCCGGUAUGCGGAGGGACGUGGAUGUUAUAACACGUCUGGGUCGUCUGGUAUAUCAAAACGAAGGAUCUGGUGAGAGACUGGAGCAAAUAGGACCCCUUGCGAUCAAGACUAUGAUAAUGGCGCGGCUGGGGAAAUUCUUUGGUGAUGUGGACAUUCAGACCUAUGUGCAACCCAUGGUGGAAUCGAGCCGGUCAUGA
Molecule: messenger RNA, 822 nt
Organism: Phaeoacremonium minimum UCRPA7
Lineage: Eukaryota; Fungi; Ascomycota; Sordariomycetes; Togniniales; Togniniaceae
Exons: 1
Coding region: 1-822 (273 amino acids)
Source: RefSeq, a predicted model, not a curated record